AUGAACUGUUUGCAUUGUAUCGUUGUGCUGUUUCUUUCUGUUAAACUACAGCAGGUAUUUGGAGUAUGGCCCAUGCCUCAGCGCAUCACUCAGUUUAAUGAGCAGUAUUUUUUAAACCCGCUCCUUUUCGCUUAUCACUACGCAGAAGAUUCAUCUGUGCGAAGCGGAUGCUCUGUCCUGGAUGCUGCCUUCAGAAGAUACUUCAGGAUCGUUUUUCCUGACUUUGCAGAUGGAAGAGGAUUCAGUAACACUUGGUUUGAGCCCAAACCCUUCACAGUAUCAGUGAGUGUCAGAAGUGGUGGAUGUGAUGAAUACCCUGAUGAAGGCACAGAUGAAAGUUAUAAACUGAGUGUGUCACAAGGUCAAGCUGUGUUAAAAGCAGAGUCAGUGUGGGGAGCCUUGAGAGGUCUGGAGUCCUUUAGUCAGCUGGUGUACCAAGAUGAUAAUAACUCAUAUUUUGUCAAUAAAACAGAAAUUGAGGACUUCCCACGAUUUUCAUUUAGAGGGCUUUUGCUAGACACGUCGAGGCACUAUUUACCAGUACAUGUUAUACUGAAGACUCUGGAUGCCAUGGCUUAUAAUAAAUUCAAUGUAUUUCACUGGCACAUUGUGGAUGAUCCUUCUUUCCCUUACCAGAGCCACACAUAUCCUGAUUUGAGCAACAAGGGAGCCUUUCACCCUGUGACUCACAUUUACACACAGUCAGACGUGAGAAAGGUGAUUACUCAUGCAAGGGUUCGAGGAAUCAGGGUGGUGCCAGAGUUUGAUUCUCCUGGACACACUCAAUCUUGGGGUAAAGGGCAGCCAGACCUGCUGACGCCUUGCUAUAAGAGAGCUGUUCCCUCUGGAACAUUCGGCCCCAUCAACCCAACUCUGAGCUCCAGUUACCAGUUCAUGAACAGCCUCUUUAAAGAGGUAACCUCAGUAUUUCCUGACUCCUUUGUUCACCUCGGGGGCGAUGAGGUUGACUUCAAGUGCUGGAAAUCAAAUCCUAAUGUGCAGGCAUUUAUGGCAAAGAUGGGCUUUGGGCAUGAUUAUAGCAAACUGGAAUCUUUCUACAUGGAAAGUAUUAUGAACAUCACUGCUGCCUUUAACAAGACCUCCAUUGUUUGGCAGGAUGUUUUCGAUCACAACAAGCCAAGUAGGGCUCAGUAUGUGGUGGAGGUGUGGAAAAGAGGAUGUUACCUAUGUAAGGUGCGCCAGGUGGCUAAGGCUGGAUUGAAGGUCAUCUUAGCAGCUCCGUUCUAUCUGGACCUGCCCGGACCCACACACAACUGGGUUCGCUACUACAAAGUACGCCCUCUCUCUUUUAAAGGCACAGAGCAGCAGAAGAAGCUGGUGAUUGGUGGUGAGGUCUGCAUGUGGGGAGAAUAUGUGGAUGCAACCAACCUCAGUCAACGGCUAUGGCCUAGAGCAAGUGCAGCUGCUGAGAGGUUAUGGAGUAAUGAAGAGCAGACGUCUAGCGUGGAUAAGGCCAUUCCUCGCCUACAGGACUUCCGCUGUAAAAUGAUAAGGCGUGGCAUUCAAGCCGAACCUCUGUUUAUAGGCCACUGCAGACAAGAGUAUAGUGGUCUAUAG
This is a messenger RNA of Tachysurus vachellii, 1578 nucleotides long. RefSeq names its product hexosaminidase A (alpha polypeptide) (gene hexa). Gene Ontology annotation, cellular component: membrane. Gene Ontology annotation, biological process: carbohydrate metabolic process; glycosaminoglycan metabolic process; ganglioside catabolic process. The transcript has 14 exons. Gene Ontology annotation, molecular function: beta-N-acetylhexosaminidase activity. NCBI's taxonomy places the organism in Eukaryota, Metazoa, Chordata, Actinopteri, Siluriformes, Bagridae. The record is from RefSeq and is a predicted model, not a curated record. The coding region runs from base 1 to 1578 and encodes 525 amino acids.